Molecule: messenger RNA, 3239 nt
Organism: Galdieria sulphuraria
Lineage: Eukaryota; Rhodophyta; Bangiophyceae; Galdieriales; Galdieriaceae
Product: RNA polymerase II transcription elongation factor SPT5
Exons: 2
Coding region: 11-3100 (1029 amino acids)
Biological process (GO): regulation of DNA-templated transcription elongation; transcription elongation by RNA polymerase II; regulation of transcription by RNA polymerase II
Cellular component (GO): ribosome; DSIF complex
Molecular function (GO): mRNA binding; structural constituent of ribosome
Source: RefSeq, a predicted model, not a curated record
UGGAUGAUUGAUGGAUAAACGAAAGCUUGAAAAAGAGUUUUUAGAGGAGGAGGAACAAAGUCAAACAGAGUGGAAGAAACGAAGAAAACAAGACAACUUGGAACAAAGUUCAGAAACGAGUCAAGACGAUGAACAGGACUGGGGAAGACAAGGGCAGGAAGACGACUAUGAAGAUGAUGAAGAAUACAGUGAGGAAGAAGAAGAAAAUAACAAAGAAUAUUCAUCUAAGAAGAAAAAAAGGUCUUCCAGGUUUAUCGAGUUGGAGGCGGAAGUAGAUGAAGAAGAUGACGAUGAGGAAGCUGAAGAAGGUGACGAAAUAGAACGAGAGCUAAUCGACGAUGAGGAAGCAGAAGAAGUUGAAGAUACUAUGGCGUCUGUACAACAAAGAAAGGCGCUUUUGGACAGAAUGCGUUCGGAAAAUCCUGAAGAGCUGAGACGCUUUGUAAGAGAACGAUAUGGUGAAGUGGAUGAUGAUGAUGAAGAAGAAGAAGAAGAAGAGGAAGAAGAAGAAGUUCAAGGACUGCAAAGAGAAUAUAUUAAAGACAAAGGUAUUGAACAACAAGGUUUAUUGCCUACUGUGCAAGACCCAAAGCUAUUUCUGGUUAAGUGUCGAAUUGGAAGAGAAAAAGAGGCAGUUAUUUGUCUUUUACAGAAAUAUUACGAAUAUAAUCAAAAGAAAACUCCUUUGGAUUUCUUUUCAGCAGUAGCACCAGAACAUCUUCGUGGAUAUGUUUAUGUGGAAGCUUAUACGGCAGAUAGUGUAAAAGAAGCCAUCGAUGGUUUGAGAAUUCUAUUUCCAAGCACCUUAAAAUUGAUUCCAAUAGAAGAAAUGGUUGAUGUACUAAGUAUAGUGCCAGAGACUAGUCAAGUUGAACGAGGUGGAUGGGUUAGAAUAUCUAGGGGAACCUAUGCUGGUGAUUUAGCCCAAGUGUAUGACUUUAGAGAAGGCGAAACAAAUGUAACAGUGAGACUUAUACCUAGACUCGACCUUCAGGAAAUGAGGAAUGAGGACGAAACAGACAAGAAAAGACUCUCCGUCAACAGGAGGCCUCCACAGAAACUUUUUAAGAGAGAAGAAGUUGAACAAAUUGUUGGCUCGGAGGUAUUUCCCAGAAGAGAUCGUUAUACCGGAGAGGUAUUUGACGUAUUUAGAAAUGAAAACUAUCGUGAUGGAUUGCUAUAUAAACGAGUAUCUAUACGCAACAUUGUAACCGGUGACGAAGUUGCACCCACUUUUGAGGAAUUGGAAAUGUUUCACAAGGCUCAGCGUUUGGCUUCCGACGCAAAACAUGUCGAAGAUAACCAACAGGAACUGGAAGAUACGAUGGAAAAGACUUUAGAAUUGUCGCUGGAUACAUUAUCCUCCGAUGUUGAGAAAAAUAUGAACUUUUGUGUUGGCGAUAGUGUGAUUGUGGUAUCAGGUGACUUGAAAAAUCUUAGUGGAAGAAUAGAAGCCAUGGAAUCAGAUAAUAUGGUUGCAGUACGUCCAGAUGAUCCGGAACUUAAAGGAGAGCUCAUUCAGUUCUCAAAAGAGGAAUUGAAAAAAUAUUUUCGAGAAGGCACUCAUGUCAAAGCAAUCAAUGGUCGUCAUACUGGAGAAACGGGAAUGGUAGUUGGCAUUUCUGGAGAUAUCAUUACCGUAUUUUCUGAUAUUACAAAUGAAGAAGUGCGGCUUCAUAUUUCUCAAUUGACCGAAACUACCGAAGAAAGUUCUUCUAAAAGUGUAAUUGGAAGUUUUGAACUUUUGGAUCUAGUCACGCUUCAUAGUGAUCCUCGAGCUCGUGGAGUUAUUGUCCGCAUUCAAAGAGAUCAUGCCACGCUUUUGGAUACGAAUGGGUCAAAUAGAACAGUUUCGGUGAAAGAUAUUCGCAGUAAAUUGGAUGCUAAACGAGCACAAGCUUUAGACAUGAAUCAGAAACCUCUUCAAGUAGGAGAUAUGGUAAAAGUGGUUCAAGGAGUACAUAAGAACAGAGAAGGCUCUAUUCGACAUGUUGCAUCACCUUUUGUAUUUGUGAAUGUAAAGGAUGAGCCUCAAAACUGUGGCCUUAUUGUUGUGAGAGCACAAAAUUGUCAAGGUCCUCAUAGUGUACAUGGAAAUUUCAAUAUGACUGGUCAAAACAGUAUGAAGGGAGCUACCUUAUCUUCCAUGUUUUCUUUGGGAGGAAAUAGAUUCAAGACUGAUGCCACGUUGAGUCAUCCUGUAUAUUCCGGUAAUAUUGGAAAAGGUCACAAGGAAGACGACAAAUUGGUUCGUCAAGAUGUGUUGAUCAAAAGUGGUCCGUGGAAAGGUUAUAUCGGUAAAGUGGUAUCGGCUACGACAGCUUCUGUUCGAGUUGAAUUGGACUCUGUCUGUAAAACAGUGACAGUGGACAGAAGUCGUGUUGUGCCAAAGGAUACAGCGCAUUUGGAAAAGCAGAAACAAUCUUUACAAGGUGCUUAUACUCCCUCUUAUGAAAUGGGGAGUCAAACGCCGGCAUAUUCUGGAGGGAGUUCCAUGGCAACUCCUCUCCAUCAUGUCGGAUAUACACCAGUUUAUGCCCCUUUUACUCCUACCUUGGAUAGUGGUCGGCGUGAUGCACCGAGAACACCUAUUCAUAAUGCGUGGAGACCAACGACACCUGGUGCUGCUGAUUAUUCUAGCGGAAACAAGUGGUCCGAUUUGGGUCUUUCCAUGUACUCACCGUUUGCUUCACAAGAGACUGGAUUAGCAAGUCAAAAAACACUUGCUGAAAACAACGCCAUUUCUGAAAGUGUCGAUGACAAGAAAGUUGACCAUUCACUAUCUGUUGCAAAGGCAUGGAUAGAUGUUCUCGUGGAACACAAAACGAAGACAACUAUUCGAGGUUAUGUUGGUGGACAUUCUCCUGAUGGUAUGUAUCUGCAAAUAGAAUUGGAAGAUGGGAACUCUGGCUCCUAUGCCUUGUCAGAUAUGCAAAUGGUAGCUCCCGAGAAAAGUGAUGUGAUAAAAGUAGUGGAUGGGGAGUACACUGGUAUGAAGGGCCAUCUGCUCAACGCUGAAGGUGAUGAAGGGAUCGUCCAAUUUGAAGAUGGUGAAAUUAAAAUUCUCCCCGUUUCCAGUUUGGGCAAAAUUCGUGGAUAACGUGAAACCUGUUUUUCCAUAGUUGGUGUUACAUAGUAUAUGCAAAUGGGUGGUAUUUAUGUCGCUUUCAUCCUUUUUUUUCGCCCACAUCUUCUUUUGCAGUCUUUUGAAUCCCAUAAAUAAAAAACGAAUCCGUUCA